Molecule: messenger RNA, 727 nt
Organism: Cajanus cajan (pigeon pea)
Lineage: Eukaryota; Viridiplantae; Streptophyta; Magnoliopsida; Fabales; Fabaceae
Source: RefSeq, a predicted model, not a curated record
GCUUUUCUUUCCACACAAAAAGAUUGCAACACACAAGUAGCACUCAGAAUCACCAAAGCAACACUCUCCUAUAUCCUAUGCUAAUUUUCAAAACCCCUUCCAUGGCUCACCAAUCUCACCAUAACACCCAGAUUAUUUCUCCUCAACCUUCCAAACUCAACAAACCCCACCACCCCAAAGCCAACAAAAUCAUGGAGCAAGAACACAAAGACCAUAGCAUCAAAGAUAGUAACACCAAGACCAAGACACUUGGACCAACCCCAUCAAAAGUUGAAGCAUUGGAUGAGGAUAGUGGACGUGAGAGGCUGAAGAGGCAUAGAAUCGAAGUUGCUGGAAGGGUUUGGAUUCCUGAAAUAUGGGGGCAAGAGGAGCUCUUGAAGGAUUGGAUCGAUUGCUCAGCAUUCGAUGCUCCUUUGGUUCCCAACAGAAUCGUUAUGGCACGUGCCGCCUUGGUUGAAGAAGGAAGAAGGGCCACAUCGGGUGGGUUAAGAAUCGAGAACAGGUGUUGAGCUUUAUAUAUAUAUAUAUAUAUGUUGUUAUUGGUUAUGUAUGAAACGUGUUUUUGUUAAUCCUGAUGAUGCUAUAUUAUCCCUUUUGUUUUGGAUAUUUAUACAUCUUUGGAAGCAGUUGAUACAUUACAGAAAUAAAAUAUUAAUGCGACUUCCCAAAUCUGUUACUGUGUACAAAGCCACAUUAAUUGGUUCAAUUCAUCUAUACUUGUCUUUGA